UGGGAUCGUUAAUUUUUAGAUAUAAAUAAAUUGUAAGUGGCGGUCGGUUAAAACAGUUUUCUUAGAUACAUCAGCUUAACUUAACGUCACCAUGUCGGGUUCCAAUAGGAAAAUUGGUAUUGUAGGCAGCGGACUUAUUGGCCGUUCAUGGGCUAUGCUCUUUGCCGGGGUAGGAUACCAAGUUUAUAUUUACGAUAUCCUGCCAGAACAAAUCGACAACGCUCUGAAGGAUAUUAAACAACAACUGGUGACCUUGGAAAAAGAAGGAUUACUAAGGGGAACUUUGACUGCUGCACAGCAAUACGAAUGUAUCAGAGGUACUACAAAAUUGGAAGAAGCUGUUAGAGAUGCGGUGCUUGUCCAAGAAUGCGUUCCAGAAAAUCUUGAACUCAAACGUAAAGUAUGGAAAAACGUUGAUGAUGUUGCUACUCCAAACACAAUUUUCUCCAGUUCCACCUCUACAUUCUUGCCAUCAUUGUUCAGUGACCACUUGAAACACAAAAAGAACAUAAUUGUCAGCCAUCCGGUAAAUCCUCCUUAUUACGUACCACUGACUGAAAUUGUGCCAGCCCCUUGGACUGAUUUGGCCGUAGCUAAGAAGACUCGUGCCAUUAUGGAGGAAAUCGGCCAAACUCCAGUUUCUUUGGCCAAAGAAGUUCCCGGAUUUGCGGUGAACAGAAUACAAUAUGCCAUUUUGAAUGAAACAUGGAACUUGGUUACGUCGGGAGUGCUGGAUGUAAAGGACGUUGACAAAGUAAUGUCGGACGGUCUUGGAAUGAGGUACGCGUUCCUUGGAACCCUCGAAACAACCCACUUGAACGCCGAAGGUUACGUGGACUACUGCAAAAGGUACGCCAACACAAUCUACUCAGUCAGCCAAGAUUUCGCACCACUUCAAAAAUGGGAAGGCCCCCAUGUUCAAGAGAUCGCCAAACAGUUGGAGAAUUUGGUGCCACUUAACAGAUUGCAGGAGAGGAGGAACUGGAGAGAUCUGUGUCUGACAAAGCUGAGCCAGCUUAAGAAGGAGCUAAAUGCAAGGUGGAAGUGAAUAUUGUUGUGUAUGUUGUGAAUCACGUUAAAUUGCCAAUGUUAAAAGAUUUUAAUACAAACUUUAAUAUUCAUGUAAUAUUAUAAAUUAUUAAAAAUAUUUUAAUAUAAA
This is a messenger RNA of Aethina tumida (small hive beetle), 1159 nucleotides long. It is a transcript of the gene Had1, whose product is annotated as lambda-crystallin. NCBI's taxonomy places the organism in Eukaryota, Metazoa, Arthropoda, Insecta, Coleoptera, Nitidulidae. The record is from RefSeq and is a predicted model, not a curated record. The transcript has 5 exons. The coding region runs from base 92 to 1048 and encodes 318 amino acids. Gene Ontology annotation, biological process: fatty acid metabolic process. Gene Ontology annotation, molecular function: NAD+ binding; oxidoreductase activity, acting on the CH-OH group of donors, NAD or NADP as acceptor.